Messenger RNA from Penaeus monodon (black tiger shrimp), 827 nucleotides. RefSeq lists its product as uncharacterized. The record is from RefSeq and is a predicted model, not a curated record. The transcript has a single exon. Gene Ontology annotation, molecular function: protein binding. Lineage: Eukaryota; Metazoa; Arthropoda; Malacostraca; Decapoda; Penaeidae. Bases 38 to 637 code for a protein of 199 amino acids.
ACUCUUUUUCCUCAACCUCUUUUUACAGAUCUCGGCCAUGAUCAUCCACGUGCGAGACACAGACGGGACAAUGAGUUCUGUUGAAGCACAACCGACAGACACAAUCCACAUGCUCAGGGUGAAAAUAAUGUUAGAAGACAUACCCCUAUGUGACUAUAGGGUACUUACGUUUAACGGCAAGCAUUUGUGGGACAGGAAAGCAACGAUCUCUAGCUAUGGCAUCAACAACGAAGACUGCGUGGAUGUGAAAAGUGUUGUGGUGACCCAAGCUAUGAGUGGGUUUUACGUUAACGUUGUCCAGCCGGAAGGGGAGGUUGUCACGGUCGUGGCGGACGAAGCGGUGCCCGUGAUAGAGAUCAAGCACGAAGUGGCACGGGUAGCGGGUGUGGAGGCGAGGAAGCAGCAGCUGAAGGCGGGUGCCGAAGACAUGAAGGACGAGAAGAUGCUGAGAGACUAUGGCAUCACCAAGGAUGCUGUUGUGUGGAUGGAGAUCAAGGGCGAGACUGGAAACAGGAGAGACAAAAGAAGGGAAGGAGCAGGAGACGACAGUCUGAAGAAUGUGCUGAUCUUUGUUUCCCUUUUGGUGUUAGUUCCUGUCAGUUUGUGGCUGGCCUAUAAACGAGGCAGUAAAAAUUAGUAAUGCAAUAUGUAAUUUGCUAUUAUCAUUGCUAAUACUAAUUCGAAUGACUGAAAAAUGUGUUCCUCUGUAUAUAUAUCUCUUCCUCUUUUAACGGUAGGUUCAUCUCUGAGCCGCCGUGGUCACAGCAUGAUACUUAAUUGUAGUUUUAUGUUGUGAUGCUCUUUGGAGUGAGUACGUGGUAGGGUCC